UAGGGGCAGGGGGCUGAAGGAGCCACGAGCAGAGGGGCAGGGGGUGGCAGAAGGAGUAAGAGUGUGACAAAGGGACUGAGGGGACAAAGGAGACCCCCUGGGGGCAUGGGGGCACGGCAGGAGGCCAUAAGUGCCACCAGGUCCGUGACACCUCCCCUGUCCGCUCCACAUCUGUCCCCAGCCCUGCUGCAGCCACAGGUCGCUGUGGUGGCCAUCGUGGGCGAGCUGCUGGCCACCCUGCCCAGGCGGGCUGAGAUGAUGCUGCUGCCUGUGUCCCCAUUGCGCCUGUACUCAGAACUGGAGAAAUUCACCCGGGAGCUCCGGUCCACCCUGUACAGCAUUGAUGACACCUGGUGGCGCCGCAAUGUCACCACCGAUGAGGAUGACCCUCCCACCUCCCUAAGCCAGGCCCUGGCCACCUACAAGAGUGCCCCAAGGAACACCGAGAACCCUGUGGCAAUGGCAGCCAGCGAGUGGCAGUCAAUGGCGAUUCACCUUGAGGUCAGUUGGGAGAGUCUGGCCAGGAGGGCCACCUGGCUCCGCAACACCUGCAGAGAGGUGGUCACUGAGGCAGCCAAUAUGGUGCCCACGGCCACCACCUGGGCCAGGGAGCUGCAGCACAAGGCUGCCUGUGAUGGGACAGCUCAGGAAAACGUGGUGGAGCUGGGUCAGGCCCUGGGCAGGGAGGAGGGGGCGGAGGUGGUGGCCGGGUUUGAAGCGCCGGUGAGGAGAGAUGCCAGGGUGGCUGUCAGCUGGGCAGCCAGGGCCAGCAUGGUGAGACAGCGGGUGGAGGUGACCCUGGGGCUGCUGGAGCGCUUGGCGGCCGCGUGUGAUGCAGCCACUGCCUUCCCCCGGGAGCUGCAGCGCCUGCUCGAGGGCAUCAGGGCUGCCCUGGAGGGGACAAAUGAAGCAUCCCCCGACAUCCCUGAGGACUUGGUGGCCAAGGUGGCUAUGGCCAAGCGGAUGUGGGAGGCCAACGCCCGCCUGGUCAAGGAUCACCUGGUGGGGACAGUUCCAGACACCAUCAAGUUCUUGUUCAAUGGUGACCCCGCCAGCCUCAGUGCCUGUGAGGUGGCCGAGCGGUGCCAAAGAGCCACUGAGGACAUCCCAAGGCUCCUUCAACCCCUGGAGAGUCCCCAGAGCAUCCCCAAGGUGUCACCAGUGAUCAUGGAGCUCCAAGAGCUGUCCCCAGCCCUGCUGCAGCCACAGGUCACCGUGGUGGCCAUCCUGGGCGAGCUACUGGCCACCCUGCCCAGUCGAGCUGAGAUGAUGCUCCUGUCCGCAGUGAACCUGUACAGGGACCUGGUGAAAUUCACCAGGGACCUUCGGACCACGCUCUACAGCAUUGAUGACACCUGGUGGCACUACAUUGUCACCUCCGAUGAUGAUGACCCUCCCACCUCCCUGAGCCAGGCCCUGGCCACCUACAAGAGCACCCCAGGGACCACCCAGAAGCAUGUGACAAUGGCAGCCAGCCACUGGGAGCAGCCAGUGUCUGUGCUUGAGAAUGGCUGGGCCCGGCUGGCCAGCGCAGCCACCGAGCUCCACAAUGCCUGCAGGGAGGUGGUCAAUGAGGCGGCUGCUGAGGCAGCCACCGCCACUGCCCGGGCCAGGGAGCUGCAGGACAAGGCUGCCCGUUAUGGGACAGCUCAGGAAAACAUGGUGGAGUGGGGUCUGGCGCUGCGCGGGGAGGAGGGAGCUGAGGUGCUGGCCAGGUAUGAAGCCCAGGUGAGGAGAGAUGCCAGGGUGGCUGUCAGUGAGGCAACCAGAGCCACCAUGGAGAGACAGUGGGUUGAGGUGGCCCUGGGGCUGCUGGAGCGCUUGGUGGCCACGUGUGCUGAAGCCACCGCGUUCCCCAGGGAGCUGCAGCGCCUGCGCAAGGACAUCGAGGCCGCCCUGAAGGGGACAAAUGAGGCGUCCCCCAACAUCCCCGAGGACUUGCUGGCCAAGGUGGCCCUGGCCGAGCAGCUGUUGGAGACCAACGCCCGCCUGGCCACCCGUCACCUGGUGGGGACACUUCCAAACACCAUCAAGUUCUAUUUUGAUGGGGAUCCUGCCAGUCCCAGUGGCUGUGAGGUGGCCGAGUGGUGCCAAAGAGCCAUCGAGGACAUUGUAAGACUCUGUCGAUCUGCAGAGCAUCCCCAAGGUGUCCCUAAGGUUUCCCCAGUGAGCAUGGAGCUCCAAGAGCUGUCCCCAGUGCUGCUGCAGCCACAGGUCACCGUGGUAGCCAUCCUGGGCGAGCUGCUGGCCACCCUGCCCAGUCGAGCUGAGAUGAAGCUCAUGUCCCCAAGGUGCCUGUACUGGGACCUGGUGGCCUUCACCGAGGAUCUCCGGGCCACCCUGUACCGCAUUGAUGACACCUGGUGGCACCGCAAUGUCACCUCUGAUGAUGAUGACCCUCCCCCCUCCCUGAGCCAGGCCCUGGCCACCUGCGAGAGCACCUCAUGGACCACCCAGAAGCGUGUGACAAUGGCGGCCAGAAAGUGGCAGGGGUUGGUGUCUGUGCUUGUGGACAGGUGGGCCCGGCUGGCCAGGAUGGCCAGCAAUCUCCACUACACCUGCAGGAAAGUGGUCACAGAGGCGGCUGACAUGGUGGUCAACGCCACCACCCAGGCCAGGGAGCUGCAGGACAUGGCUGCCCAUGAUGGGACAGCUCAGGAAAACAUGGUGGAGCUGGGCCAGGCCCUGGAUGGAGAGGAGGGGGCCGAGGUGGUGGCCGGGCAUGAAGCCCAGGUGAGGAGAGAUGCCAGUAUGGCUGCCAGUGAGGAAACAAGGGUCACCAAGGUGAGACAGUGGCUGGAGGUGGCCCUGGGGCUGCUGGAGCGCUUGGUGGUCGCGUGUGAGGAUGCCACGGCGUUGCCCCGGGAGCUGCAGUGGCGGCUCAGGGACACCCAGGCCGCCCUGAAGGGGACAAAUGAGGCGUCCCCCAAUGUCCCGGAGGACUUGGUGGCCAAGGUGGUGGAGGCCGAGCGGCUGUGGGAGGCCAACGCCCGCCUGGUCAAGGAUCACCUGGUGGGAACACUUCCAGACAACAUCAAGUUUUAUAUCGACGGUGGAACUGCCAGCCCCAGUGCCUGCGAGGUGGUUGAGCGCUGCCAAAGAGCCAUUGAGGAUAUUGCAAGUCUUGUUAGAUCGCUGCAUUGUCCCCAGAGUGUCCCCAAAGUGUCCCCAGGGAGCAUGGACCUCCAAGAGCUGUCCCCAGCCCUGCUGCAGUCACAGGACACUGUGGUGGCCAUCCUGGGUGAGCUGCUGGCCACCAUGCCCAGGCGGGACAAGAUGAACCUUGUGUCCGCAGUGAGACUCUACUGGGACCUGGUGGACUUCACACAGAACCUUUGGGUCACCCUGUACUGCACUGAUGACACCUGGUGGCACCGCAAGGUCACCUCCAAUGAUGAUGACCCUCUCAGCUCCCUGAGCCAGGGCCUGGCCACUUACAAGAGCACCCCAUGCACCACCUGGGACCAUGGGACAAUGGAGGCCAUCAUGUGGCAGGGGUCAUUGGCCGUGCUCGUGGGCAGCUGGGCUGAGCUGGCCCGGAAAGCCACCAAGCUCCACAACACCUGCAGGGAGGUGGUCAAUGAGGCAGCCACCAAGGCGGCAAACACCAUCUUCUGGGCAGGGGCCAAGCAGAACAUGGCUGCCCAUGAUGGGACGGCUCAGGAAAACACGGUGGAGCUGGGUCCGGACCUGGGCAGGGAGGAGGAGGAGGGGGACGAGGUGGUGGCCAGGCAUGAAGCCCAGCUGAGGAGAGAUGCCAGGGAGGCUGCCAGCGAGGCAACAAGGGCCACCAUGGUGAGACAAUGGGCAGAGGCAGCCCUGGGGCUGCUGGAGCGCUUGGUGGCCGCGUGUGACGAAGCCGCCACAUUCCCCCAGGAGCUGCAGCGCCUGCUCAGGGACACCAAGGCUGUCGUGAAGGGGACAAAUGAGGCAUUCCACAGUGUCCCCGAGGACUUGGUGGCCAAGGUGGCUGUGGCCAAGCGGCUGUGGGAGGCCAACGCCCGCCUGACAAAGGAUCGCCUGCUGGGGGCAGUUCCAGACACCAUCAAGUUCUUGUUCACUGGUGCUCCCGACAGCCCCAGUGGAGUGGCCGAGCGGUGCCAAAGAGCCAUCGAGGACAUCCCAAGGCUCCUUCAACCCCUGGAGCAUCCCCAAGGUGUCCCCAAGGUGUCACCAGAGAGCAUGGAGCCCCAAGAGCUGUCCCCGGUCCUGCUGCAACCACAGAUCAACGUGGUGGCCAUCCUGGGUGAGCUGCUGGCCACUGUGCCCACGCUGGACGAGGAGAUGGUGCUCAUGCCCCCAAGAUGCCUGUACCGGGGCCUGGAGGACUUCACCACGGAACUCUGGGAUGCCAUGAUGUACACUGAGAGCAUCUGGCGGCGCCACAAAAUAAGCCUGCAUCAUGAUGACCCUCUCACCUCCCUGAGCUGGGCCCUGGCCGCCUACAAGAGCACCCCAUGGACCACCUGGGACCAUGUGACAAUGGCGGUUAGCAAGUGGCACAGGUUGGUGGCCAAGCUCGUGGACAGCUGGGCCAAGCGGGCCAGGAUGGCCACCAAGCUCCGCAACACCUGGAGGGAGGUGGCCUCUGAGGUGGCCAACAUGGUGACCACCUUCACCAUCCUCGCCAGGGAGCUGCAGGACAAGGCUGCCUGUCAUGGGACAGCUCAGGAAAAGAUGGUGAAGCCGGGUCUGGGUCUGGGCAAGGGGGACGGGGCCAAAGUGGUGGCUGGGCAUGAAGCCCGGGUGAGGAGAGAUGCCUGCGUGGCUGCCAGCCAGGCAACCAGAGCAACCUGGAGAAGACAGCAUGUGGAGGCGGCCCUGGGGCUGCUGGAGCGAGGGGGGUGGAGGGGACGCUGGGGGUGGCAGGAGGGAAGAGGGAGUAGCCAAGGGAACAGGAGGGAGUGGAAGGAAGGGGGGAGGGGACAUGGUGGGGAGGGGAAAUGA
Messenger RNA from Passer montanus (Eurasian tree sparrow), 4947 nucleotides. RefSeq lists its product as uncharacterized. The coding region runs from base 106 to 4947 and encodes 1613 amino acids. The transcript is spliced from 6 exons. NCBI's taxonomy places the organism in Eukaryota, Metazoa, Chordata, Aves, Passeriformes, Passeridae. The record is from RefSeq and is a predicted model, not a curated record.